GGGUUAGUAUCUUUGUAGUUUGUGACCAGCAUGGCAACUUGAACCUAUGGCAACUGCCAACUAUCAAUGUACAAUAAUUACGAAAAAAAACAUCUUAUCCCAUCACACUGUACAGCACAAAAUUAUUGAAAUUGUAAUAUUUAACUUCUUUCUGAUCGUUUGUGCUAAAGCCAAAUCCUAUUCAGAUCUAAAAUAGUGCCAAUAAACAAAUUAUGGCUUCAUUUAAAUUUAAUUUUUCAAAUACUGAAGAUAUAUUAGAAACUCAAGAUGAGAAAGAAAUCGUUUGGUUGAGCAGUGAAGAAAUUGUUCCCGGCAAUCAAAUCAAAAGUCUCGAUGAGGUGGUUACACAUGCUAAAAUGUUUACAUGUGGUGAGGUAGAAAUUGGGCAUGUUUUAUUCAAUAUCGAGACUUUUUCGAAAGAAUCCAGUUUGAAGAAUUUAAUUGAAUUUUCCGAGAAUAAACAUAGUGACCUUGUUACUGGAAAAUAUGAAGGUGGCCUUAAAAUAUGGGAGUGUACAUAUGAUUUAAUUGAAUACUUUGAAACAUAUCCUGAUGAAAUAAACUUUAAGGAUGUAAAAGUCUUAGAUCUAGGAUGUGGUGCUGGAAUCUUAGGAAUAUAUGCAUUUACAAAAAAGGCAUUUGUGACUUUUCAAGAUUAUAACAAAGAAAUUUUGGAACACUGUACAAUACCAAAUGUUCUUCUUAAUAUAGAAGAAGAAGAGAGAGAAGAUGAAAUAAAAAGGUGCAAAUUUUAUUCUGGAGAUUGGGCAUCAUUUGAUGAACUACUCGAAGAAUCAGAAGUAUUUGACAUUAUACUCACAUCUGAGACUAUUUAUAAUCAACAAAAUUACAAAAAACUGAUAUCCCUUUUUCAAAAUAGGUUACGUGAUAAUGGAAAUAUAUUUGUUAGUGCCAAAACCUAUUAUUUUGGUGUGGGUGGUGGAACAAGACAAUUUGAAGCAGCUAUCGAGAAUACAAAUUUAAAAAGCAAAGUAGUCUUAAAAAGAAAUACUGGUAUUCAAAGAGAAAUCCUAAAAAUAAAUAAAUCAUAAUGAUUAAUCUUU
Messenger RNA from Pararge aegeria (speckled wood butterfly), 1064 nucleotides. RefSeq names its product histidine protein methyltransferase 1 homolog. Bases 213 to 1052 code for a protein of 279 amino acids. Lineage: Eukaryota; Metazoa; Arthropoda; Insecta; Lepidoptera; Nymphalidae. The transcript is spliced from 4 exons. Gene Ontology annotation, biological process: peptidyl-histidine methylation, to form tele-methylhistidine. The record is from RefSeq and is a predicted model, not a curated record. Gene Ontology annotation, molecular function: protein-L-histidine N-tele-methyltransferase activity.